Messenger RNA from Orussus abietinus, 4688 nucleotides. Its product is annotated as T-box transcription factor TBX20. Gene Ontology annotation, cellular component: nucleus. NCBI's taxonomy places the organism in Eukaryota, Metazoa, Arthropoda, Insecta, Hymenoptera, Orussidae. The record is from RefSeq and is a predicted model, not a curated record. Gene Ontology annotation, molecular function: DNA-binding transcription factor activity, RNA polymerase II-specific; RNA polymerase II cis-regulatory region sequence-specific DNA binding. Bases 1 to 1848 code for a protein of 615 amino acids. Gene Ontology annotation, biological process: cell fate specification; positive regulation of DNA-templated transcription; heart development. The transcript has 6 exons.
AUGUUGCUGGAGGCGCGCGGUCUCGUCGCACGCAAGAGAAACGGACUGACGGUGAGCAGCUUCGGGGCCGGGGGUGCCGCGGGCGGCGGCGCCCCCGGAUUCGCCCUCGGGGUCGUCGCCGCCGCCGCCGCGGCGGCUCCCGGCAGCGAGGACGACGAGGAGGACGCGAGGACCGUCCUCGGCAAGAUGCAGCCCGAGGCCGACAGUCCCGACGCGCCGCGAUGCGCCCCCAGGGACGACCGCGAGGAGAGCUCCAGCCCCUCGCCCAACCUCAACAAUAACAAUUGCACCAGGCAGUGCGCCACCGACUUCAGCAUCGCCGCCAUCAUGGCCCGCGACUCUCGACAGCAGCAGCAACAGCAGCAACAGCAGCAGCAGCUCCUGCAUCACCAUCCCCACCGGCACUCCCAGCAACAGGCCGCCGCCGGCGUCAAGCGGCGCCACCAUGAGCGGGAAGCCAGCGGUUCCGGUGCGGCGAGGACGCAACCGCCCCCUGAACCCGCCGACGUCGAAGACGAACCGGAAACUGACGAUACCGGAAGUUCCAGCGGCAAGAUUUUUAUCCAGGAACGUUGCAAUUGCGAAGAACUCAGGAACGUUGUGUGUCAUCUGGAGACCAAGGACCUUUGGGACAAGUUCCACGACUUGGGCACGGAGAUGAUCAUCACUAAAACCGGAAGACGGAUGUUCCCGACAUGUCGCGUUUCGUUCAGCAACCUGAAGUCCGGAGGGCGUUACUCGGUGCUGAUGGACAUCGUGCCAGUGGACGACAAGCGGUACCGAUACACCUAUCACAGGAGCUGCUGGUCGGUCGCUGGGAAAGCCGACCCCCCGGCACCGGCUCGUCUCUACGUUCAUCCCGACUCGCCCUUCACCAGCGAGCAGCUCCUCAAGCAAGUCGUCUCCUUCGAGAAAGUCAAGCUGACCAACAACGACAUGGACAGGCAUGGACACCUGGUCCUGAACUCGAUGCACAAGUAUCAGCCGCGCAUCCAUCUGGUUAAGAGGCCAGACACCGGAGCCAGCGAUCCAAUAGAGGACCUGGAGCAGGAGCCGCACAAGACCUUCAUAUUCCCCGAGUCGGUCUUCACGGCCGUCACCGCGUAUCAGAAUCAGCUCAUAACUAAACUAAAGAUCGACAGUAAUCCGUUCGCCAAAGGCUUUCGAGAUUCCUCGCGGCUCACGGACUUCGAAAGUUUCCCUUGCAGGGAGACGAUGGAGUCCAUGCUGGCGGAGCAGCAGUCCCUGAGGUUUCCCCAUCGAUUUCCCUUCGAGAUGGAGCAGCUCCAGGCGGGCGGAGCGAGCAACCUGAGCUUGGAGGAGAAGGCGCUGUGGGCAUCGCGCUCGCAGAUCCUCCUGAGGGCCGCAGCUGCGGCCGCGAUGGGACCCUACACCCAGCUGGUUAGUCCAGCCCUCGUGUACCCGGGCGCAUCGACCAUGGCGGCGGCGGCGGCGGCCGCGGCGGGCACCAGCCACCACCAACAGCAGCAACACCAGCAGCAGCAGCAGCAGCAGCAGCUCGGCCACCUGUGGUGGGCUUCCUCGCUGGGACCCACGCUCUUCGCGGCGGCGCACCACCAUCACCAGCAGCAACAACAGCAGCAGCAGCAGCAAUUGGCCGCCUCGGGAGCGCGGCAGAGUCGCUCGGGGCCGGCAGCACCGCGAGCUCUUUACCCCUCCGCGCUCGCCCUCUCUUCCCAUCAUCGAUUCUCCCCGUACCACACCUCGACGACCACCAAGCGCUCCACCCCCGGGGCGCCCUCGUCCUCCCCCUCGCCCUCGCGGCGGGCCACCCCCUCGCCGACGGACAGUCUCUACAAGGAGGCUCAGGACCUCUCGCCCUCGUAGUCGCCGCCGCCUCCACCCGCGAGGGUAGCCCACUCCCCGGCGACCUGCGCGCGGAGCGCCGAGGGGCGCGGCCGCCGUUAGCCCCCGGAUCUCCCCACCUCGGUUUCGUCGUUGCGCUCUCGCGGGAACACGUCGACGUGUUGAGGGCACCUCGGCGCGGCGGCCGACUCUUGGUCGGCGGUACGGGCCUGGACUAUACGUAGAAACGAGACGCGGCUGGCUUUCGAAGUGGCGAAGAGACUCGAACGAGAUGGUAUCAAAGAGUCGUUUUGGAAGGAUGCUUAUUUUGCCCCGUAGACGUUGGCCUAGGAAAAUUUGGGAUCAUUCCAUGUCAGAGGAUAUCAAAAUUAGGAGGACGUGGAUUGGAAUUGGAACGGUUUGGAUGGGUGUCCUACGGAUCCGAAUAACUUGUAUCAGGUCAUGGAGCGGACGGUCUAUCGAGAUCGGCAACCAAGAACUCGAAUACGGUUUGGUGGUACGGUUUGGUUACCGUGAAAAUGCAAUGUUGUUUUUUCUUUAUGCAGAUUUGUUGUAUCAAGUAUUGAUCGUUAAUUCGGGAUAACGAGAAGCAUCGUUUCACGUUUCCGGAUUGAGUUAUGGAUCGGAAUUAGGAGUGCUUAUUUUUAUGGAACAAGUGUGGAUCGUGUGCAAGUUCUGAACAUUUUAGAUUUUUGAACAUUUCAUUGCAAUAGGAAUUUUGAAUUAAUGAAGUAGGUCUUUAUAAGAAAUCAUAUUUGCAAGAAUAAUUUGGAACCCUGUACCUCAAAUUUACAGGGACAAAGGCUGUCGUUUUGACACACUUUCCCGUAUCACAGGACUUUUUUGGCAUUUGCCCAGGUAAACGAUAAUGCAAAAAUGAUUUGCACAAUUUGGUCGUGAUCUCUGUGUUAGUUAAACCUUGCCAAGAAACUCCGAACUUGUGAAUAUCUGCCGAACGCUAUGAUCCAAUUCUAUGACACAUCUGUACACCCGUACUUGAUUCAAUUAUUUGCCAAGGGAUGCUGUAAACAAUUAUUCACGAAUAUUCCGAAUAAAUUGGAGUGUACAUUUGCAAACGUUAGUAGCAAUUUGUAAAAUAGAAUUACAAUUCUCAAACUCACACAUUUAUAGAAAAUGAUGAAAAAUAUUUUAUUACCUUGACUUAUUUAGUACUGUAUAUGCACACUGACAGGAUACUGCCUUAAGAUAGAAUUGCACAAAGCGUGAAAGUAUAUCGUUCGUUAAUGAUUGUUUACAGUGAACACCCUUGUUUUUAAACAUUCCGGAUCUAACGAUAUACCUACACGUACCUCGUCGGUAACGAGUUCCGAAAGAGAAAAAAUGAGACUUGGAAAGACAGGCUUCUUAAAUUCUACUUGAACACGUUCGAGGAAAUUCCGUCUCUUUAACGGAAGUAGAAACGAAAUUAAGUUUCAACGAAAGGCGAAUCCGCAUCUGGGUAUUUCGAAGGGUCUGAAGGGAGACAGAUCUCAGUGGCCCUAGCAAACUUCACUCUUUUUAGCGGCGGUAGGAUCUUGACUAAUUGUUUCCCUUCUUCAAGGUACAUGACCGUAGUAAAACGAGUGCACGGACCGAAGACACGCGGGUCUCGAAGUAUCUUCGCCCUUAAUUGCCAGAUUAAAACAUCCCUUAGUGUCGCGAACAUCCCUCCGUAUUGUCGGAUUUGUUGCAGCAAAAAAUGUACUCGAUACGAUAUCAUCGAUUUUCGGUACGGAAGGGCGCAUCGUGCGCCUCUCGCUAAUUAAUGUAAUCGUUAAUGGUUACAUGCGUCGAUAAUACGGCUGCCCUGCGCACUACCUUGCAAUGUUUUUCCCGUUUCAUAAUAUUGAGCGAGAAGUGGAAAAACGUUGAAUGGCGAGGGUGUGUCUUUGCUGAAAACGCGAUCAAACUCUGCGAUUAAUAUGCCCAAUAAUGCGCCGAGUGUAAAUAUGUAACCGUGAGACUUUCAAUGGACUCCCUCGAUCCUGUAAGAAUGUCUGCAGCUACAUGCGUGAGACAUUCGUGAGACACGUUCGUUCACGGCACGGAGAGCGCAAACGCACGAUUGCGGUGGGAACCAAUUACGUUGUGAAGUUGUCGAGUAUGCCACUGUACAUACGAUCAAUGGGUAAUCUCUGGCCUCCACUUCUGUAACAUACAGCUGUAUAUUUCGUAUCACCACUUUACUGUUAUCGUUAUUUAUGUUUAAACCGCUCCGCGUUGGCUUUCGUGGAGGGGGUGCGCGAUAGGCUCGGGUCGGAACCACAACCUACCGAGGGUGGAGUAAAAACUUCUCCCAGUGAUGGUUGUUUCACUAAGAAUUACGUGGCACGUUUUCAGGCCUCCCUCGGGAAAAGAUCAUUUACGUUAGCAGGAAACACUUUCUCCCCCUGUUACCAAAGUAUGUGACCGAAACGAGAAAUUGUUAAAUAUCUGUAUUUUUAAGUAUUUAUUUGGAGUGUAAAGGUGCAUCACGGUAAGAGGCAAUGGGAGGCUGAGGAAUAUUUGGAAAAUAUUAAGGUGCCAAAUCGCAGUAGAGGCUCUCGAUAAUUCGGGCAAAAUGGCGGAAUGUACGUAGCAGGGGAUUCCCUCGGGAAUUUUAAUGAAAGCUUUUCAACCGGGUUUUUAAAAUUGGCAAAGGCAGAGAUGUCGAAUACAUUGUUAUUGAGAGUCUGUACUGGGUGUUGACGUGUCACUGUUUAUAUAAUUUCGUGACAGCUGAUCGCGUACUGCUUCCACGAUCGACCGAUGUCCAUCGUUAUCGAUGCGCGGUGAUUAGUAUUAGGGUAGCACGUUAUAUUGUUAACGCUUGUGUCGUGAGUACGCAUAUCUACCGCUGAGCGAGCUACUCCCUUGUAAAU